GUUUCACCGGGAAUUUAUUUUCAUGGAACACCGCGUCUCGGUGCGACGUAUUAACAUUUUGUUUACUCUGAAAUGUCCGCUACUUCCAGGCAGUCUCCGCCUGGAGCGUAGCAACCACGGCGGUGAAUCGUGCGACGCGCCCGGCGUACCUAAAGUGACCUCAGCCGUUCGCACGGUGCGGACGUUAGCCUGCUAGCGGUGACGCAGCUCGGCCGGUUCCCGCGUGCACAUGGAGCGCGCGGACAGCGUCCCCGGAGAGCCCGCUCCCCGGGCCGACGGCAUCGGUGCCGCUGCCGCACAAUGGCGAAACUGGAGUGGAUUUUGGCUCCUUGGAUUGUGCAACAACUUUGCCUAUGUGGUAAUGCUGAGCGCCGCUCACGACAUCCUCAACAAACAAGAAUCCAAAACCCCCCCGAAUCUUACUUCAGCAACGUUGGCUGCGGACUUCCAAGGAGGAAACGGUAGCAACAGCAGCCGCUACGACUGCAACCCCGUCUCCACGGCGGCCGUGCUGUUAGCCGACAUCCUCCCAACGCUCGCCAUCAAGUUGUCAGCUCCCUUUGUGAUCCACAAACUGCCUUAUGGUUUCCGAGUGUUGUUCUGCGCCUUCAUGGCUGCAACCAGCUUCCUCCUUGUGUCCUUCUCCUCGGCCGUGUGGAUGAGCAUUCUGGGUGUGAUCUUUGCGAGCGUCGGCGCCGGCCUGGGCGAGCUGUCCUUCCUCUCUCUCACUGUGUACUUCAGCAGGGAUGUCCUGGGGGGUUGGGGCUCAGGCACGGGCGGCGCCGGUGUUGGUGGAGCCCUCCUCUACUCGGGCCUCACCCAGGCGGGCCUGUCGCCCCAGGUCACGCUUCUCACCAUGCUGGCGGUGCCGGCCGUCAUGUUGCUGAGCUAUUUCUUCCUGCUGGAUCUCCCCACUUCACUACCUCAGUGGAGAGGCGCGGAGACUGAGUACAGGGCGGUGGUCUCCGAGGACAGACAGGCGCUGAUGGACGGCUCGGAGGAAGAGGAGCAGGAGAAGUCAACCCCAGCAGAGGUGAUGACGGCCGGACCGCUGACCUUCACAGAGAAGCUUUGUGUCAUCAAAGGCCUGCUGUGGUUCGUGUUGCCCCUGGGACUGGUCUACUUCGCAGAGUACUUCAUCAACCAGGGCCUGAUGGAGCUCCUCUACUUCCCCAAACAGUCCCUGUCCCACGCGGAGCAGUAUCGCUGGUACCAGACGCUGUACCAGGUCGGUGUGUUGGUGUCUCGAUCGUCCCUCUGCUGUGUGAAGAUCAGGAAUCUGUGGACUCUCUCUCUGCUUCAGGUGCUGAACGCUGUGCUGCUCCUGUUGGCUGUGCGUUUCCUGUUCCUGCCCAGUGCCUGGGUGGUGUUCGCCAUCAUCCUCUACGAGGGCCUGCUGGGCGGAGCGGCGUAUGUCAACACCUUCUACUUCAUCAGCAAGGAGACCGGGGACCGCCACAGGGAGUUUGCCAUGGCCGCUGCCAGCGUAGGGGACAGCCUGGGCAUUGCCGCGGCCGGACUCGCCGCCUUCCCCGUGCACAGAUACUUCUGCUCCCUCUGACCCAGCAGGGCACGCGCGUGCGUUCUAUUUAAAUGAGGAGGCUCUUGUUCCUGCAUACAAAUAUGACGAGUGGUUUUCAGCGGUAAAAGUGUCCUUAACUGACUCCCGUGUUUGGAUUGUGCAGGUUGUUUAUGACGUGCAUCUCAGAGCAACGAAGUCACCAAAAUAUGUUUUACAAUCUUCCUGAAUGAUGGAUAUUUAUUUUUUAAAUAACAACACAUGUAUCUUGAUCAUAUAGUUUGAAGAAAUACUUCAAUAUGCUCCUUUUGAUUUGAUUGUCAUAUUACUAACCUGGCUUGUUUAUUAUUUACCUUUUUAAUGUGCUUACCACUCGCUACCUUUACACAAUAGGACCCAGCGCACUGUGCUACACAGCAACACUUGAGUGACGGAAGGACGCCUUUCACAUUUGAUCGGUUAUUACAUUUUGGUGCGGGCUCACAAACAAAGAGUACUCACUGUCGCCACCCUGUGACAUUCAUGUUUGGCUAAACACAGUUGACGUCAAGGUAACGGUUUUCUCUCCCGACAGAGGAGACUCCGAGGUUAAUAGAUGAAAAUGUUCAGUGCCUUGAAUUGGGUUAUUGCUGACCUUCGUGUUUUUUAUUUAGUUUGGCAUCUACUGGAGAUAACAAACACUGUUAAUGUGGAUUAGCAUUUUGGAUUUUAUUAAGUGUAACACUGUGGAAGGCAGGACGACAUCUGGAGCAGCAUUAAUGCUGCGUAUUUGAAAUGUCAGUCAGCGAGACGGACGAUAAUAUCCGCUCCUCCCUUCCUCCAGCCACACACACAAAGAAAUGUGCCUGAAUAAAAAGGAGAAUAAAAUAUUAAUAUAUUUACAGGUAGAGAUAAUACCGUAAUCGGUCAGGAAUUUUAAAAAAAAUGUACACUAUAUAUUUUUUAGUUACGGAUGCUGUAACACAAUCUGAGUUCUACAAAUUGAUGUGUCAGCUGUACGUCUUGGAUGUGGAAUAAGGAGAGAAAACCAGGGGCCAACGUGACGUUGAUGGGAGGCUUCCAUAUUGAUGAAGCUAAGUGUUUGGCCACUGUGAGUCCUGAAUGUAGAAGUCCUCUCUGAUGUUCGUCAGCUGCACUUCCUGCAUCAUGACUACAACGUAAAACAUACAUAGGAAUGCAGGUUAUUUUUUACAUCACAUAGCAACUGUAGACAAAGUGUUUUACGUCUUUGCCAUCCCGUAUCAUAUCAAACAUUAAGAUGGUUAUCUUUUCGGGAGUAGAGGGUCAUAUUUUACUAAUCGACUGAUGCAUAAACAUUCCAGACCUGCUGAGCACUAAGCCUUCAUGUUUGGUUCAUGAAGUUAAUUUAUGGGAAGAGAAUUUAAUUUCCACUGAACACCAUUAGCUUGUUACUAACCCCCA
Molecule: messenger RNA, 2941 nt
Organism: Pungitius pungitius (ninespine stickleback)
Lineage: Eukaryota; Metazoa; Chordata; Actinopteri; Perciformes; Gasterosteidae
Gene: cln3
Product: CLN3 lysosomal/endosomal transmembrane protein, battenin
Exons: 15
Coding region: 230-1561 (443 amino acids)
Biological process (GO): lysosome organization; regulation of intracellular pH
Cellular component (GO): membrane; lysosome
Source: RefSeq, a predicted model, not a curated record